Myotis myotis is the source of this 3449-nucleotide messenger RNA. RefSeq names its product growth differentiation factor 6 (gene GDF6). Lineage: Eukaryota; Metazoa; Chordata; Mammalia; Chiroptera; Vespertilionidae. The transcript is spliced from 2 exons. Gene Ontology annotation, biological process: BMP signaling pathway; SMAD protein signal transduction. The record is from RefSeq and is a predicted model, not a curated record. Gene Ontology annotation, molecular function: cytokine activity; growth factor activity. The coding region runs from base 1 to 1392 and encodes 463 amino acids. Gene Ontology annotation, cellular component: extracellular region.
AUGGAUACUCCCAGGGUUCUGCUCUCGGCCGUGUUCCUCAUCAGUUUCCUGUGGGAUUUGCCGGGUUUCCAGCAGGCUUCCAUCUCCUCUUCCUCGUCCUCCGCCGACCUGGGCUCCGCCAAGGGAAUGCGAAGCCGCCAGGAAGGGAAGAUGCCCCGGACGCCGCCCGAGAGUGGCACGGCCCGGGCGCCCCCGGAGCUGCAGGAGCCGCCACCGCGGGCGCAAGAGGAGCCCCAGGAGCCGCCGCGGGCGCAGGAACCUCCGGGCGGGAGCCCGCGCGUGGUGCCCCACGAGUACAUGCUAUCCAUCUACAGGACCUACUCCCUCGCGGAGAAGCUGGGCAUCAACGCCAGUUUCUUCCAGUCUUCCAAGUCGGCCAACACGAUCACUAGCUUUGUAGACAGGGGACUCGACGAUCUCCCGCACACCGCUCUCCGGAGACAGAAGUAUUUGUUUGAUGUGUCCACGCUCUCAGACAAAGAAGAGCUGGUGGGCGCGGAGCUGCGGCUCUUUCGCCAGGCGCCCGCGGAGCCCUGGGGGCCGCCCGCCGGGCCGCUGCGCGUGCAGCUCUUCCCCUGCCUGUCGCCCCGGCUGCUGGACGCGCGGACCCUGGACCCGCAGGGGGCGCCGCGGGCCGGCUGGGAAGUCUUCGACGUGUGGCAGGGCCUGCGCCACCAGCCCGGGAAGCAGCUGUGCCUGGAGCUGCGGGCCGCGGGGGACGAGCCGGACGCCGCCGGGGAGGCCGAGGCGCACGCACCGCCGGGGCCCCAGCGGCCGCCGCCCCCGGACCUGCGGAGUCUGGGCUUCGGCCGGAGGAGGCGGCCCCCCCAGGAGCGCGCCCUGCUCGUCGUGUUCACCCGAUCGCAGCGCAAGAACCUGUUCGCCGAGAUGCGCGAGCAGCAGCUGGACUCGGCCGAGGCGGCGGGGCCCCCGGGCGCGGGGUCGUGGCCGCCGCCGCCGCCGUCGGGCGCCCCGGACGCGGACGCCGUCGGGCCUUGGCUGCCCUCGCCCGGCCGGCGGCGGCGGCGCACGGCCUUCGCCAGCCGCCACGGCAAGCGGCACGGCAAGAAGUCGAGGCUGCGCUGCAGCAAGAAGCCCCUGCACGUGAACUUCAAAGAGCUGGGCUGGGACGACUGGAUUAUCGCGCCCCUGGAGUACGAGGCCUACCACUGCGAGGGCGUGUGCGACUUCCCGCUGCGCUCGCACCUGGAGCCCACCAACCACGCCAUCAUCCAGACGCUGAUGAACUCCAUGGACCCCGGCUCCACGCCGCCCAGCUGCUGCGUGCCCACCAAAUUGACUCCCAUCAGCAUCCUGUACAUCGACGCGGGCAACAACGUGGUCUACAAGCAGUACGAAGACAUGGUGGUGGAGUCGUGCGGCUGCAGGUAGCGGCGCCGGUCCCGCCGCCGUGGCCCGUGACCGCUGGGGAGGCCUGACCGCAGCGUCGGGAGAGGAGCUGGCCUGGGAGGCAGAGGGGAGGGAGCAGCAGCCUGGACAUGCGGCAGCCGGAGGGGCGAGGAGGGAGCCCGGCCUUCCCGGGACCUUUCACCCGCCAGCCCAGAGGGAGAGGCGCGUUUUCACACCCCGCCUGGCCGCCCCGGGAAAAACAAGCCGAGGACGAUGGAUGUCUGUCUGUCGUUUUUUGGUUUUGUUUUUUCAUCUUUGUGAUCGUGGCUUUGGAUUUCCUGGUGUGUCUCACAGGGUUUGGUUGGAGGUGGGGGAGGGGAGACAUGUACCUGUUUCUCAACUGCUUCGUGGAUUGGAGAGAGAGAGAGAGAGAGAGAGAGAGAGAGAGAGAGAGAGAGAAUAAUUUAAGAAGAGAAACAGUGUGGGAGGGAGACUCACCUCUGACCACAUCUUGGUUUGACUGUUUUCUUCCUGGGUAAGGAUUGGGUGUCUUCCCGCCACGUCCUGGCCCAGGCCCCGUGGCCUCCCACACAGAACGUGUUAAAGUAGAGGAAUUGGCACCAGGAAUAGGGGAGCCCGAGGAAGGCCUUAGAGGAGCACAGAGAGCGGAGGGCCCAGGUGGGCCUUUUCCAUGGGGCACCCGGCUCUGCCCUGGCCUCCCCCGGCAUAGGGAACUGGCAACCUGCAUCUCACUCCAGGGGCGCAGGCCACACUGCCUUUACUGUCGCCUUUCCUGGUGGGGAAGGGGGAGCUGGUAUGGAUGGAAUGACAGGAAUGAGUCCGAGUGGAACCCCCUGAGGAUAGUGAGAAACCACAAGGCCUGCCUGGGACGCCUGACACUCAGGUGCAUGAGCCCUGGCUGGAGGUGACCUAGGACAGCCCCUCCUGGUGUCAGUCUCUAAUUGAUUUCUUUGAACAGAAUUUGCCAAAAUUCAGACAUCUGCUUUUAAGGGGAAGGCAAUUUCCCAGUUAAACAAACAAACAAACAAACAAACAAACAAACAAAAAAUGGGUAGGGGUGGGGAACUAUAUAGCUAAGGGAAGAGGUGCAGGGGGAAAAGGACCCCAGAAACAAAAGGGUGAGGUGGUGGGUCCCCGAGGAGGAUGGGGAGAAGGGGCAGGCCGGGAGCAGAGAAGGGAAGGAUGAAAGGGGAUGCGAGUCCCUGUCUCCCAAAUUUCUUUAAAAUCUGUGUUUCUUCCUCUCCGUCUGUGACAUUCCUGAAAGAUUACCAGCCAGCAAUAGCCCAGGGCUCCCCUCCAAAGAAUUGUUUCAGAUUGUAAUUACCAGUUAGGCAAUGUUUUUAAAGCUUUGUAAUGAGAAACUGUGAAAAGAGCAAAGUGUUACAUUGAGCUUGGGGUGGGAGAUGGGAGACCUGGCAGUGAGGAAGGAGGCAGGGGGUGGAAUUCAUCUCCAGGAAGGAAGCAGGAGGGAGCACAGAGCAAUUGAAAUGCCGGCUCCCAGAUCGUCAAAAACAUGAACUUUCCCCAGCCUGCACCAGUAUUAUUUUCAAACAUCGCCCAUAAGUAGGCCCUUUGAAAAGUUUGCUUCCUCCUCGUCGUCGUUGACCAUGAAAUGGUUUAAACAAGGGAACUCACACCAAUCAUUACAAACGUUUUGUUUUUCCAAAGUGGUUUUGCUCUCUCUGGAUCUAAACCUGUUGCUUGUUUGGUUCAGAGAACUACAUGUCAAAGAAAGGGUGAGAAUGAUAGUAAAUGCUAAUAUAAAAUGCUGAGAGGAGAAAAAAGAAAAGAGUUGGCCAGGAGAAAUAAUUUAAAAUGCACAUUUGCUUUGGAUGCACUGUUGUUCUGUUAAAGACUGUAUAUAUUUGUUUAUUUAAGGUGACUGGAAAUGCAAAGAGGAAAUGGACAGCAUGCAAUUCAUCUUAAUGUACAAAACGUUAUAUGCACUCAAAUGUUAUAAUUUCUAAUAUUUUUAAAGUUUAUAUUCGAGUUGUACAAAGUUAAACAUUAAUCAGAUAUUUCAUUCUUUCUUAAUGUUAUCAUUUUCUUAAAUAUUAUUACAAAAAUUUUUAAGUCUG